UUGUCUACAUAAAUAUUAAUGAUAUAUCAUUAAGUUUUUAAAUAUCUAUUAAUUGUGAAUGUUACGAAACUAUAAUAUUUAAUAGAAUAAAAAUUUAAUAUCCAACUCAAAAUGGUUUGUGAAAAGUGUGAAAAGAAAUUAGGAAAAGUCAUAACUCCAGAUCCUUGGAAAAAUGGUGCAAGAAAUACAGUAGAAAGUGGAGGACGUAAAGUCGGAGAAAAUAAAGCACUUUCUACAGGAAAGGCAAGAUUUAAUCCUUAUACUACUACUUUUGAGACUUGCAGAAUAUGUAGACAAAAAGUACAUCAAGUUGGAUCUCAUUAUUGUCAAUCAUGUGCAUAUAAGAAAGCUAUAUGUGCAAUGUGUGGUAAAAAAUUAAUGAGUACAAAAAAUUAUAAACAAUCUGCUACAUAGAAAUUCAUUUGUUAUUAUGUCAUGUCAAUUAUAGAAUUAAUUUAAUUUAAAAGAAUUAAUUUUAUUUAAACAAAUAUUUUACUAAUUCAAUAAUAUUAAAUACU
Molecule: messenger RNA, 518 nt
Organism: Apis dorsata (giant honeybee)
Lineage: Eukaryota; Metazoa; Arthropoda; Insecta; Hymenoptera; Apidae
Product: cysteine-rich PDZ-binding protein
Exons: 2
Coding region: 112-414 (100 amino acids)
Biological process (GO): cytoplasmic microtubule organization
Cellular component (GO): dendrite
Molecular function (GO): microtubule binding; PDZ domain binding
Source: RefSeq, a predicted model, not a curated record